UUUUGUGCGAAACCCUUAAGGCGGUUUCUCAUUCUUCUCUGUUUCCAGCCGACAGGAAGAAGGAAAGCCUCUUCUUCAGGUCGCUAUACGUUUCUGCUGGGAUUACGGCUUCCUUUUCUUUUCUUCUCUAGUUUCUGAAUUAACACUUCUUCGUCACAACACAAGUCUCUGCUUCUUGAACAGCCCCAGGAAGCUCAAGCGCAAGCUCAUCCUUUUAUUGUAGCAGAUAUUGAUUGUUAUUUUGUAGGGUCUGGCUUUGUGACCAUGGGAAUGGAAGUGCAAAAUCACAAAGUAGAAUCUCAUGAGAUGGGCAGUAUUAGUGAUUCUGAACUAGUCUACCAUGUAAAGGAAACACUUAGAGCUGUACCGUUGGGUGAUCGUCACAAUUAUGAAUUGCUUGUUGCUGUUAUGCACCUUGAGAGCGAUAGGGAUGUGCUUGAGCCAAGUUUGAGGGCACUAUCUUGUGCAGUUUCUUAUUUAGACAUUGUUCACCAUGAGGCUCUUCUCACUUCUAUUUUUAAUACGAACAUGUGGGCCUAUGAACCUUAUGAGAUGGAUGCUCUGAUGGCCCUGAUUAUAUCCUUGGCUGCUUCAAACGGAAAAUAUGUUGAUUCAUGUUUAACCAUGCUUGUCACCAAUUUUACACCCCCACGUACUAAAGAUGAUAAAUCAUAUAGUAUCGGGAAAAAAAACCAGGUCAUUCCUCGGGUUCAUGCAGCCUUGAAAAAUAUAACUGAUUUGGUACCCCUUGCCCCAUUGAGAUUAUCACCCAUCGUUUUACAGGGAUUGCCAACAGUUCAUAAUAAGCACGAUUCCCUGAAGAUGAUUGUAAUAUAUGUGGAGAACAUGCUAGAGUUGGAGAAGGGUGAACUGGGGGAACUUGUUAGAUGCCCAAUGCUAAUGGCGCUGGUGGAUAGGCUGAUAGAUUUGGAUGUGGAGAUUGGAUGGGACGACAAUUCACAUGAUGACUCUGGUAAAGGCAUUUUUGAAAUGGAUUUGGAAGAUACGGAAGAGGCAGCAUGUCAUGCUGAACAAGACAUAGAUAAGCUUCCAAAAGGAUCUUUAAGUUGGAAGAGUGGAAAAGAACAAAUAGCUGCUGAGUUAUUAGAUCAGUUGAUGGUGCUAACUUUUGAGCAUCUCAAAUCAUGUCAAAGUGAGGGCCGUUUGAUUGAGGUAUUUGACAUUCUUCUCCAGUCGUUCCAGAUAACUGUUCUGAAUGCAUACAAGUCGAAAUUUGCUCAGUUCGUGAUGUUUUAUGCAUGCGCACUAGAUCCUGAAAAUUGUGGUGUGAGAUUUAGCACUAUGUUGGCAGGUCUAUUUGUUAGUGGUGUCCACUCUCAACUCACCAGGAUGAGUGCUGUGUCUUAUCUUGCUAGUUUCUUGUCUCGUGCAAAGUUUUUGUCAGCCUCUUUUGUUAUAAGAUUCUUAAAAAGAUUGGUCGAUUGGUGUUUGGAGUAUUGCAAAGUCCAUGGUGGUGACAUUAACCCAAAAGCGCAUAGAGUGUUUUAUUCAGGAUGCCAGGCCAUUAUGUAUGUGCUCUGCUUUCGAAUGAGAUCGAUAAUGGAUAUUCCUCGGCUUAAAUCUCAGCUUCUUCUCAUGCCACUAGAGACAAUUCUGAAGCAUGAAUUGAACCCAUUUAAGGUUUGCCUACCAUCGGUAGUGUGUGAGUUUCUCAGGCAGUCUAAAGCUGCUCAUCUGUUCACUGUCUCUAAAACCUUCAUCUUUAAUGACCUUCUGGAGUCAGAACUCUCCAGGGCAUUUGGUGGCCUGGAAAGGCUGGAUAUGUUCUUCCCAUUUGACCCAUGUUUGCUAAAGAAAUGUGACAGUUAUAUCCGACCAAACUUCGUGUACUGGUCAAUGGUUAGAACUACAUAUCAUGAUGAUGACGAAGUUGAUAGCAGUGAAGAAGAUGUUGAUGAAGAUUUUGUAGAUGGGAAAGGGGAUGAUGUUAUGGAGGAUGGGAUGAGGAGCGACGAGGAGGAAGACCCUGAUGAUGACGAAUUUGACUAUAAUGCAUUAAGCAAAAUGUCCAUAACACCAAAGAAUUGUGUUGGUUUGAUGGUCCAAUAGAAGAGAAAACUCAUCGUUCUAACGAGAAGAGUAACAGCCUAUUAUUUUUUGCAGAACUGCAUUUUAAAUGAGGGGGGCUUUGAUUGUAUUCUAUCCUAAGUUACGUUAAUUAUUCAACUUUAUUGUAAAAUUAAUUCCAAAGUUGAUAAUUUUAUUCACUACUAUGUACUUGUGGUAAGGUUGGUAGGUUCAUCAAUGAUUCUCAAGCCAUUUGAAUAUAAGUGAAAAUGUUAU
Molecule: messenger RNA, 2304 nt
Organism: Mangifera indica (mango)
Lineage: Eukaryota; Viridiplantae; Streptophyta; Magnoliopsida; Sapindales; Anacardiaceae
Product: RNA polymerase I-specific transcription initiation factor RRN3
Exons: 16
Coding region: 265-2070 (601 amino acids)
Biological process (GO): transcription initiation at RNA polymerase I promoter
Cellular component (GO): nucleus
Molecular function (GO): RNA polymerase I core binding; RNA polymerase I general transcription initiation factor activity
Source: RefSeq, a predicted model, not a curated record